Messenger RNA from Paramisgurnus dabryanus, 5107 nucleotides. It is a transcript of the gene cnsta, whose product is annotated as consortin, connexin sorting protein a. The record is from RefSeq and is a predicted model, not a curated record. Gene Ontology annotation, biological process: positive regulation of Golgi to plasma membrane protein transport. Lineage: Eukaryota; Metazoa; Chordata; Actinopteri; Cypriniformes; Cobitidae. Gene Ontology annotation, cellular component: trans-Golgi network; transport vesicle; plasma membrane. Gene Ontology annotation, molecular function: connexin binding.
AAGUACCCGGAUGAGAGGCAGGAAGACCUGCGCAGAUGUGCAGCAGUAAUACAAACCCGCAUCUACCGACAGCUCAGAACGCAGCUGUGCGUCUGCGGUGUAUUAACCCUCGAUUCCACUUGAAACCAUCUGCCUGGUCGAUCCCAGCUGAGCAGAAGCAUCAUUGAGUGGCCUUUAGGGGUUCAAGUGGAUCUUCAUGCUCUGGGUCAGCUGUACCUCAUGGAUGACGGACAGUGGCAGAGCGACGGCCCAGUGAGGCGAGGAGGAGGAGAAACCGACCCAGAUUUCCUAAACGACUCCGAGUCAAGCACCAGCCCGGACGAGAACCAGAACCGCUUGGUCGAGGAGGCAGAGGAAGUUGAACAAGGUCCUCGGGGAGGGCAGAGGAUCCUCCGACACGACAAUAUAAAUAAUAACGCAGAUGAUGAAGAUUAUGAUGGUUCCAAGUUGGAUGAGGAGGAUAAUGAAGAUGAGGGGGUGGAUAGUCACAGUGGAGCGUAUUCUCCAGAGCUGGACGGACACAUCCGAGAUUCACCGACUCCCAGCCCUAGUCCCACAGUUUCAGAGAGUCUUGUGAGUCCUGUAGGGACACCACACAAUGAAGUUGCUUCACCCCAUGGCUUUAUUCGCUCCCUGGCUGUGUCGCUGGAGGGAGAUAACCCACUUCUGCCACAGUGUCUCCACCAGAUUGCAGAGUCAUUUAUCCGUGAGGAAGAUUACGAGAGAGCAGUCCGGUUCAUACAGUUAGAAAGACUUUAUCACGAACGCUUGCUGUCCAACCUCGCCGCCCUACAAGAGCAGUGGGAGAGCCGAUUGAGUUUGAUCGGCAGAUGUCAGGACAGUAAAGAAAACAGAAGUGACCUGGAUGUCGAACACCUGGAGAGACUGCGGCACAUCUGCAGGACACACAGGCAACCGGCACACAGCGCUGAGAAGUGUGAGUUGGUGUCCAAAGUUCAGAGGAACAGCGUGAUCAGAGAGGACCUGGCUGAAGAAGACCUCAACACUCAACAACUUUCAUGCCGCUCAGGGAACGUUAUGGAAGAGCACAGUACAUUUGAUAUACUCGCCCAGCCUGACGAUAGUAGCAGCACUGCCCUACAACCCCAGCAGAGUGAACAGCCCCAUGACCCCUCCCCCUCAUUAGCCACGCCCCUUCCCUCCUCCUCAGCAUUGACGGACAGCUCCUCCUCUUCUGCCUGUGAGGAGGCAAGCUUAGAAGAGGAGAGCAGAAGCGUGGCAGCUUCUCACGGGGAUGCAACACCACAGCCCGAGAAUCUCCCGUCUGAGUCGCCGAUGGAUGCCCCUCAGCCAGGGGACGUCAAGGCCCAGCAGCCCCAAACGGACACAGAUGGGCCUGAAGCGGUGACGGAGCGGACGGGAGACGCUGUGGACACGUGGCAGGACAUGAAGGAGACAGAUACUCGCUCUAAGCUGGAUGGUGGAGGAGAGGAAGAGGUGAUGGUUGAAAAGGCAGAUGUUUUGAAGCAAGAGGAGACGGGAGAUGAUCAGGACGUUCCAGAGUUUGAUUUGGAGGAUGAACAUGGGGUGGAGACGCUGGACGUUAUAACCGUGUCCACGCUGGACGACAUGGCCAAACGCAUACAGGUGGAAGAGAUCACACCAGCAGCAGGUCUCGUGUCUAUUUUAAAGAGGCAAGUGUCUCUAGAAGGAGCCAACAGUUCUGCCCCCGCUGCUCCUAAACCCAAGGUCCGCAAGGUCCGUUUCCGAGAACCAGAUGAUGGCCUGGACCACGAUGAGGUAGGCGGAGACUCUUGGAUCCUCCUCCUCUUGUUGUGCUUGGCCACUGUGGUGAUCAGUGUGGGCGGGACCGCGCUGUACUGCACCUUUGGAGAUGCCCAAUCCAGCGUGUGCACGGACUUUUCCCAUAACGUGGACUUUUACAUCGGCCGGGUGCAGAGAGGGAUGGAUGAGAUCAAACACUGGCUGUCUCCGAGCUCAUAGCAGGACAAGGAAAUGACAAAAUGAUGCUGUCUUCUCGUAUAAUUUCUUAAUAAUGAAGUGAAAAUAUGUUAAGCUGCAACACUUACAGCACAACAAACUUCAUGCUGUGACUUAAAAAAUGUUCAUAUACAGGACUCGGCUGGGUCAUUCUGUCACAGAAGACACCCAAAUGAACCUUAAGCCUGUCAUUCAGGUGUGAAAAAGAGGACGCCCGUCCUCCAGAAGACUUCUUGGCCAGUUUUUGACUCCAGUAGCUCACUGUUUACUGCCAUCGACUGAACCUCAUACAAAGAGAUGUUGUUUUUAAAGUCUUAAUAUUUGGUAGACGGGAUUUUCUCUUUAUUCAAAUAAUAUUAGCACUACAGAAAAAUUAUGGACAUAACCAUCUGUAGCCUGGACGUAGCAUCCUCCUGCGGUCAACCUGGAUGGUCUUACAGAAAACGUUUAAAAAGGACAAAAAAAGCAAUACGUGUCUUAAUAUAUACAUUACAGUCAGCAAGAAUAUACAAAUGGGGGAAGAAAGCUGGUUUCAAUUUGGUAUUGGUAAAUCGACAGAAAACUUGUAAUAGAUUUAAGUUUUUUAUAAUUGCUCAUUUAAAUAUUUUAGUAGCUGGUACAGCUAAAAAUCAUAUUAACGAUUAAUCGCGAUUAAUCUAUAGCAGAAUAAAAGUUUUUGUUUACAUCAUAUAUGUGUGUGAACUGUGUAUAAUAACUUUGUAUAAACAAAUGCACACAAAUGCAUGUAUAUAUUUAAGAAAUGUUUACAUGUGUUUAUACAUUUGUACAUUUAUGUAUAAUUUAUAUUAUAUAUAAAUACUUAAUAUAUGAAUACAUUUUUUUCUUAAAAUUAUACAUGCAUGUAUGCAUAUUUAUAUAUACAUAUUUAUUAUACACAGUUUACACACAUAUAUGAUGUAAACAAAAACUCUUAUUCUGCUAUAGAUUAAUCGCGAUUAAUCGUUAAGCAUCCCUAUUUCAGACACAGCCCAGGAUUUGUUAAUCCCUAUGUUUAACCAGUUCCCCAAAUAUAUGAUGCCUUGCUGACUGUAUCUACACUGUAAAAAAUGUUGGGUUAUUUAUUUUCAACCCAGCAUUGGGUCAAAAGGGGGACAAACCUAUGCUGUGUUGGUUUAAUCAUAAACUGUAAAAAAUAGUGAAGUCACCCAUAGGUUUGUAAAGAGAUUUUUUGAAGCCAAUAGCUGCCGUCUACAUUUUGGCCAUGCAUUACUUGCAAAUAACCGAAAAUGGGUAAAGACAGGGUUCCCACGGGUCCUUAAAAUCCUUGAAAGUUUGUAAAUCUGGGGGGGGGAAUCAAGGGAAGUUUUUGAAAAUAUACAUACAUAGAUACAGGUCAAUGAAAAUGCUUGAAUCUAUUUUAUGCAAGAAGUUUUCUGGAAAAAAAUCAGUAUAAUUCCCUGUGUAGUGUGGGAUAAUAUCAUAAAAAUUCUAGACUUUUUAAGCACACGUGCUAAAUUGUUCGCUUUAAAUGCUUGAAUCUUUUGUAUGCAAAUGUUGAUUCAUACCAAAAUGCUUUUUUGCAUAUUUAAGUUUGACACAUGAAAACAUCUUAGGUUACGUAUGUAACUGUUGUUUCCUGAGAAGGGAACGAGACGCUGUGUCACCCUUGCCAUACUUCCUGCGUCCCUGUAACGCCAUCUUUGGCAAUAUUUCAGAUAGUGAUAUACUUCCUGGCCCUGGUGUCACCCUGUCUUUGUCGUUAAGCCUCACCAUUGGUUGAAUUUGAUAUACACAUUCAGACGCACUUACCCCUGGGUACCUCCGGGUAUUGGACAUGGAAAGUUCUUGAAAGGUCCUUGAAGGUGUGGGAACCCUGUAAAGAGGCAGGCAGGACUUGGGUAAAGCUGAGGUGGCUGGUUGCUGAAACCACACCUGCCUAGCUUGACAGCAGAAGUGGCAGUUCACCUGUCACUCAAGUAGCGCGCUCUUAAUUAUACAGAACUUUAAGACUUAAUAUAAUUUAAACAGUUGUCAUAAAGGGCAAAUUUAGCUAUACAGACCAAAUAUAUUGUACCAGGCUAUAAACAUAUUUUCUACGGUAAAUUUGGGCAUUUUAACAUGGGAAUUUCUCACUUCCGUAUUGGCUACAUCAGAGAGAUCAUAAGGUUGCCCCUCGGUUUUAACCCAUUGUUGGGUCGGAUACAAAUUAGUUUUGGUUAACUUAUCCUAAUGGCUGGGUUUGUCCCUUUCUGACCCAAAUAACCCAGCAUUUUUAGAGUGUAUAGAUGAAUGGGGAGUUUGGUACUACUGCGAGAUAAUUGUUGUGAUUUUACUAUUUUCUCAGGCAUGGUCUUAUCGAUGAUAACAGUUAUUGUAAUGAUGGUGUUCGAAUACUUUGUUUUUAAGUUAUUAUAACAUGAAAUCCUGUGUUAAAUGAACUUCUUUUAAGUCACAUUAUUUCUUAUUUUGUCAUGAAUGCAUUGUGUUUGCACUACGCAGAACAUUUGUGACCCUGUCUGUGAAAUCCAGGCUAAAGUCUCAUAAUAUAACUGAGAUAAGGAGCAUCAAAGUUUGAUAUGAUCUUACUCAGUCAAUAUUAAAGAUAUCAGCGUUAUACUGUAUUUUAACUCCAUGAUCUUUAUGUAAGAUGAUUUUAUGUAUAAAAAACGACUUUAGCUGGGUUUUCACAGACUUAUUUGUUGUUUCCUUUCGAAGCACAGACCUGCUCUUGUAUUGUCAACAUGUACAAGUAUAUGAAAUUUAAUGUGUAGAUUUUAACACGGUUGUCAAUUUGCUGUGCUCGCGUUCACAAACGUACUUGGCGAGAACUGUAAAAUGUUUUAUGUUUUGUGUAUUUUUAUUUGUAUGUUGUCUGGCUGGUUCAGAUGACAAUGAAUGUCUUAUCGUGUGAGUUUUCAGUAUUUAUUUUUUGCAGAACGUUUUUUAGAAUCACAAUGUACGACUGCAUGCGCUCUCUCUCCUGUCUGUACAGAGACUAUUUGAAAUUUUGGAAACCUUAUACUUGUUUUUCAUCAUUUUGUGUAUAUUUUAUGUAAAGAAUGCUGUAUUUCCUUACUGUAUAGUUCAGAUCUGUUUAGUUACUGGUUUGGGAGAAAAAUUUAAAGGUGAAUGCAAUGAGAUGCCUUUGACCAAAAUACCUGGCAAAUAAAUCUUACUGUUGUGA